CGUCCUACGUUUCACGGGCCUAAAUCUACAUCGUACACAAAUCGAUAUUUCAUUCAAUUUACAACACUAUAACAAGAGGAAUCACGUGCCAAAACCGACUGCAAGUCACAACAAACCGCGGUCUUAUAAAUUGAAACGGUCGGGCUAAUUAAAUCGUACGAAUGCGUGAAAAUGUUCGCUCUAUGUUGUGAAUGGAUGAGAGGAACAAAAGUCGUUUUCCUCGUACUAUUCUUUGGACACCUUUCGGCUCUUCCGGACACGAUACGAAUAGGUGGACUCUUUCACCCUGAAGAUGAUAAGCAAGAGGUUGCAUUUCGUUACGCAGUCGAAAGAGUUAAUGCAGACCGCACCUUACUGCCGCGAGCCAAACUAUUAGCCCAAGUCGAAACGAUUUCUCCGCAGGACAGUUUUCAUGCUUCGAAACGAGGUGAGGAAACGGUUGAAUUAAACUCAAGUUCCUAUAUUCAGGUAUCGGAUCAGAUGCUGAUAUCAGAUAAAUUAAACCAGAAAUCAUUUUGUUAACUUGUGUUUAAAACUUUAUUACAUCGAUUGCGAUAUUUUUUAUUAGUAUGUCAUCUUCUGCGAAGCGGAGUUGCAGCAAUAUUCGGCCCUCAAUCAGCACCCGCUGCCGCUCACGUCCAGUCCAUAUGCGACACGAUGGAACUGCCCCACUUAGAAACCAGAUGGGACUAUCGCACACGCCGGGAAUCUUGCCUCGUAAACCUUUACCCACAUCCAGCUGCGCUCAGUAGGGCGUACGUAGAUCUUGUUAGAGCUUGGGGUUGGAAAUCUUUUACUAUAGUAUACGAAAAUAGCGAUGGGUUAGUUCGUCUGCAGGAAUUGCUCAAAGCACAUGGACCUUCAGAAUUGCCUGUAUCUGUUCGACAGCUUCCAGAUUCUCAUGACUAUAGACCCCUUCUGAAACAAAUAAAAAACUCGGCCGAGUCCCACAUUGUUCUCGACUGCGCAACCGAAAGAAUAAGGGAUGUACUCCAACAAGCACAACAAAUCGGAAUGAUGUCGGAUUACCAUAGCUACCUUAUCACAUCUUUGGAUCUUCACAGCGUAGAUUUGGAAGAGUUUAAAUACGGGGGAACAAAUAUAACUGCUUUAAGACUGCUCGACCCGGAACGAGCAGAUGUUCAAUGGGUGGUGCGAGAUUGGGUUUACGAUGAGGCAAGAAAAGGUCGAAAAUUGCAAUUAGGACACACGACAGCUAAAGAAAAUAUGACAUUUAUAAAGACAGAAACAGCUUUGAUGUAUGAUGCAGUACAUUUGUUCGCGAAAGCGUUACACGAUCUCGAUACAUCUCAGCAAAUCGACGUGAGACCGCUCUCCUGUGAGGCUGAAGAUACAUGGCCCCAUGGGUAUAGCCUCAUCAAUUAUAUGAAAAUCGUCGAAAUGAAAGGACUAACCGGAGUUAUAAAGUUCGAUCAUCAAGGAUUUAGAAGCGAUUUCACUUUAGAUAUAAUCGAAUUGACAAGGGACGGUCUCCAAAAAGCUGGAACUUGGAAUUCGUCUGAAGGAGUUAACUAUACGAGAUCUUACGGCGAGAACCAAAAACAGAUCGUUGAAAUUUUGCAAAAUAAGACUCUUGUAGUGACAACAAUUUUGAGUGCUCCGUAUUGUAUGAGGAAAGAAGCGAGCGAAAAGUUAACAGGCAACGCACAAUUCGAGGGCUACGCAAUAGAUCUUAUUCAUGAGAUAUCUAAAAUUCUGGGCUUCAAUUAUACAUUCAAACUGGCUCCUGACGGUCGAUACGGGUCGUACAAUCGUGAAACCAAAGAAUGGGAUGGAAUGAUUAGGGAGCUUCUCGAGCAAAGAGCAGACCUUGCCAUAGCAGAUCUCACCAUUACCUACGACAGAGAGCAAGUGGUCGAUUUCACGAUGCCAUUCAUGAACCUCGGCAUUUCAGUGCUUUACCGCAAACCAAUAAAGCAGCCCCCGAACCUCUUCUCAUUUCUUUCUCCUUUAUCACUGGACGUGUGGAUUUAUAUGGCAACUGCCUAUUUAGGGGUUUCUGUGCUGCUGUUUAUAUUGGCAAGGUUCACUCCAUACGAAUGGCAUCAAACGCAUUCACCUGAGGGCGAAAAAAUGGAGAAUAUUUUCUCUCUAGCAAACUGUUUGUGGUUUGCAAUCGGAUCUCUAAUGCAACAAAGCUGUGAUUUUUUGCCCAAAGCCGUUUCAACUCGCAUGGUGGCCGGGAUGUGGUGGUUCUUUACUUUAAUCAUGAUAUCAUCUUACACUGCCAACUUGGCUGCGUUCUUAACCGUCGAGAGAAUGGACUCGCCCAUUGAGAGCGCAGAAGAUCUCGCAAAACAAACUAAGAUCAAAUACGGAGCUUUGAAAGGAGGGUCAACUGCAGCAUUUUUCAGGGACUCAAACUUUUCAACAUACCAGCGAAUGUGGUCAUUCAUGGAAUCCGCCAGGCCAUCAGUAUUCGCAAAUACUAACAAGGAGGGAGAAGAAAGGGUGGUGAGGGGGAAGGGCGCUUACGCUUAUCUAAUGGAGUCUACGACCAUAGAAUAUGUGGUGGAAAGGAACUGUGAUCUAACGCAAGUCGGAGGGAUGCUCGACUCUAAAGGAUAUGGAAUUGCUAUGCCACCAAACUCGCCGUAUCGCACAGCCAUAAGCGGGGCUGUUUUGAAACUUCAAGAAGAAGGAAAAUUGCACAUUCUCAAAACGAAAUGGUGGAAGGAAAAACGCGGUGGAGGUUCAUGCAGGGAUGAAACUUCCAAGUCCUCGUCAACUGCAAACGAGCUAGGUCUAGCCAACGUGGGUGGAGUUUUCGUUGUCCUCAUGGGAGGAAUGGGAGUAGCAUGCGUGAUCGCGGUUUGCGAAUUCGUAUGGAAGUCACGUAAAGUAGCCGUCGAUGAACGGAAAGAGGAGGCGUCACUAUGCUCGGAGAUGGCGUCUGAAUUGCGUUCGGCGCUCAAGUGCCCUGGUAGCGCGGGUGGGGGCAGUGGCAGCGGGGCAGCGCGGGAUGGCGCGGGUUCCCCAUACCUUCACUACGGGUUCAGUACAAAGAGCCAACUCCACUAGCAGCCGGGACCCGCCGUCUCGCCCCCCAGUGACGUCUAGACACAGUGGCUGAACGACGGCGAUGUCGUGGACACAACGUGCCAACAACGGUGUUGUUUUCACGGAUUGAGCACGACGAUUUUAAUGUCGGAGUGGGACUUUGAGUGACGUUUUUGUCUUCGGUUACUCUAAUAGAAUCGUAUGCUACUUCUGAAACGGUCAUGUAAUGGUUAAAAGUCGAGAAUAAAAUGGACAACGAAUUGUUUUUUUAAUACGAACAAAUAAAAUGGAAUUUUUUUUUUAUUAAUGAUGACUAACAAUUUUGAUUUGGCCGGGUUAGAAUCUGGAAUGUUGAUUGAUUAUGAACGAUGUACAUACUUUAUUUAUUGAUGCUAUUGCUCAAAGUUGAAUAAAAGUUUCAGCUCAAAAUAAGGAGCGUUGCGAAAAAAAAAAAAAAAAACAAUAAUGAGCUUACAUUUGGAAGUAAGCUGAAAAAAAUUAAAUUAAAAAGACAAUAAUAUACCCUCGAGCU
This is a messenger RNA of Bombyx mandarina (wild silkworm), 3553 nucleotides long. It is a transcript of the gene KaiR1D, whose product is annotated as Kainate-type ionotropic glutamate receptor subunit 1D. NCBI's taxonomy places the organism in Eukaryota, Metazoa, Arthropoda, Insecta, Lepidoptera, Bombycidae. Gene Ontology annotation, biological process: monoatomic ion transport. The record is from RefSeq and is a predicted model, not a curated record. Gene Ontology annotation, cellular component: membrane. Gene Ontology annotation, molecular function: signaling receptor activity; ligand-gated monoatomic ion channel activity.